AUGUCACUGGCCUUCCCCAGCGAUCUCUGGGGCGCUUGCGCGGCAGCGUGUGCGACCAGAGGUGGCUUUGUGCUUCAAGGAGCUCCUGAGCACGACUUGAACCGCUACUUUGCGGUCCGGCAUCUGGGCGCCACCUGGUGCUUCCAGAGCCUAUCGAGGAUCGGCGAGUCCAAGAGCGUAGAGAUCCUGACAACUGACAGCCAGGAGAGCGACAACUCCUAUGACUUCUGUCUCCGGGCCCAUCACACGGCGCUUGGUCGGUGCCAGGAGAGGAAGGAGCUGUUGGAUCCCCGGAGCUUCACUUUCGGUGGCCGCUGGGUGGAGGCAGAGCUUCCGGAUUCCGUCACUGUCACCACGCUCGGUUGGACGCUCCUCCUCGUCUUCGCAGCUCUGCUCGAAUCCGACGAAGGCGACCUCGGGCUUGUGCACGAGUGGGAUGAGAAGAAUGAGGUCGUUCGGUUUCCGAAUGCGUUGGGCCGCUUCCGAGACUCCGGGCUGGACUACCACGGUGCGGUUUUGUACGUCCACGCUGGUGAAGCCAUGGAUAUCUGGCCUCCACUCUUUCUCCGCCAUUACAGCAAAACCAAGGAGUGGUGCGUGGAGAUGGGCUGGUGUUACAGUGAGGGCUGCUUUGAAUCCGCCGGCCCUGUCGGGCCCUGCAAGUCGGUGCAGGAUGGUUGUCGGCAAGGAGUGGAGGUAAUGUGCCUACGCGAAGACCGGUGGCAAAUCAAAGACUGGAUUCAGACGUACCCCGAUCUUGCCCAUGGGGUUGAGAAGUAUCAUACCGGCGACUUUCCCGCUGCCCUUUCAGUACUGCCGGGAGUUCAUCAGACCCAGGCAGGCCUGGCCAGGCUUUAUCUGCUCCUGGGCGACUUCCGAGGUUGGGAUACUCCGCGAAUGCGUGCCAUCGAGCUUCCUGCUACGGAGACUCCAACCAAGGGUCAGCGGGACACAAGGCUUCGGAAUCGGCAUGUGGUCGUGGUCCGCGUGCCGAAAGCCAGCUCCUCGAGUUUGGCCUCACUCUUCGUGCGGAUUGGCCGUACCUUGGGCCAUCUCGUCCCAACUGGUGCUGGCGAGAAGGCUCUUCGGCGCCGCCUGUCGAAGAGACGAGUGAUGCUGGCCAGCAGGCAUGUACUUCCGCGUGUAGCCUGGGAUGUUUGGAGAGCUACGCUGCCAGAGUUCCUGGCCGUUGCGAGUGUCCGCCACCCUUUCAAGCGCUGCCUGUCCUCCUUUUACUAUGAAAGUUACACCGAAGCCAGCCCACCAAGCACAGACGACAAGCUGGCAUGGCUGCAGUCUUCGUGCGACAGCAACAGAUUCACGGAAUUCACGACGUGCUGCAGCAAUUUCCAGUACGAGUUCUUGUCCUUGUGGUCCAACCAAACUAUUUCGGAUCUCAUCUCGAGGUACCAUUUCCUGUUCGUGACCGAGAGGAUGGAGGAUUCUCUUCUGGCUUUCCGCGCGCAGUGGAAUCUCACCUUCAACACCAUGCUUCAUGUGCGAGUGAAGUCGUCCUCGAAGCGGCAGGUCUGCAACUUCCUGGACAAGUGGGACGGCUACGCCCCGAAGCGCGCAGAGCAAAGGCAGGAGCCCCCAGAGGUAAUGGAGUUUGGGCAGUCGGCAGCAUUCGAGAAGAGCAACUGGGCGGACUUCGCAAUAUGGCGCGCUGCGAAUGCCCGUCUCGACACGGCGCUAGCCGCAAUGGAUCCCUUGGUCCUGGCUAGGGACCGAGAGAGUCUGAGAGCGGUGCUAUCUAUGGCCAAGAUGUGCGAAGACGUAAGCACUUUGCGCUGCACAGACUGCCUCCAUGAGGACACGGCGGCUCUGGGCGAGGGGCUUGCCGAGGACGGCUGCCAGUGGCAGUUUCUUGGAAGCACCGAGCUCACGGCCUUCUUCGCUUUAGCGGCAAGGCCGAACGAAGAGGGUCGCCGGCCUGGCUGGAUUGCUGCUGCACCAUUGCCCGACAGCCACUUGGAUGCCUUCGCUCGUCUUUCUGUGGCCGAGCUACGAGCAAACGAGCCAGAACCCGCCGAAGAGUUUGACGUCCUCGGCCUGUCGCAGGAUUGUGACGACGAGGAAAUCAAGCCAGCAUUCAGAAGGCUGGCACGUCAGCUGCACCCUGAUGUGGAGACGGGCAGUGAGGCCCGUUUCAAGCGACUCGUCUGGGCUUCACGAGAGCUCGCCAGCGCGGCGGGGCGGAAGAAGUGGCGAGCGCGAGGCAGCGGCGAAGCUAUGUCGCUGGAAGAGUACGAGCUCGAGAACGAGGAUUUCGCGUUCGACUUGAACGACUGGCCGUUUGAAGAGCUCGACGAUUUGCUCCGAGUAUCUGAGGAGGCCGUUGACACUGAGACCAUGACGGAUGUCCGCAGCUCCUGGUGUGAUGACGGCUUUGCGAUAGAGGACCUCCGCUGA
Symbiodinium sp. CCMP2592 is the source of this 2412-nucleotide messenger RNA. Lineage: Eukaryota; Dinophyceae; Suessiales; Symbiodiniaceae. The record is from the annotation of a GenBank genome assembly.